Molecule: messenger RNA, 450 nt
Organism: Acyrthosiphon pisum (pea aphid)
Lineage: Eukaryota; Metazoa; Arthropoda; Insecta; Hemiptera; Aphididae
Product: 52 kDa repressor of the inhibitor of the protein kinase-like
Exons: 3
Coding region: 1-450 (149 amino acids)
Molecular function (GO): protein dimerization activity
Source: RefSeq, a predicted model, not a curated record
AUGGCUGAAGAUGAGGACCGUUUUCAUUGUUUAUUUGACAACAACGAAGAUUCUAAUGAAGCUGAUUUUGAAUCUCUCGUUUCAUUCUACUUGUCUCAUAAUGAUUUGUCUACCACUCUUGGUGAACUUAAAAUGUGGAAGUUAAAACUUGCCAGUCUAAAUGUUAAACCAUCUAAUGGAAUUGAUGCAUUAAAACUUUGUAGUCCCGUGAUCUUCCCAAAUAUUCACAUGUUAUUAAAAAUUCUAUGCACACCGCCGGUAUCAACAGCUACUCCAGAAAGAAUGUUUUCAAAUUUAAAAAGAGUAAAAUCUUAUUUGAGAAAUACUAUGAAAGAGGGCAGAUUAAAUGGAUUGACCAUGUUGUUGGUAUACCAUAAUAUAAAUUUAACUCCUGAAGAAGUCAUCGAUGAGUUGGGACAAAAACCCAGGAAAAUAGACAUUGUUUUAUAA